UGAACCGUUUGCACGUAUCAAUGUCGUAUCGCCUCGCUCCAGGAAAGUAGAUCCAUCUCUGUCUCUCUACCUCCGUCGUUCCUCAGGCGAGCUCCGUCUUUGAUCUCCGAUCAGGAAUCUGUCUGCCUGGGGGGGGAAAGAAAUGAAUUUUCUGUUACGGUCUUCUAGUCACCAUGUGGCACCUGAAAAGGUUUCUGCUCACGAGCCUGCAGUGGACGCACAGUAUAUGGCGAGACCUACCAAGACUCUGGAGGGUCUUGUUACUGAAGAUCCGUUCCCCGAGUCUCCAGUGGCUAGAAAUCGACAAGGAGGGCCUGAUGAAGUUGGAGAUGAGAAUGGCAGUGACGUGGGUUCAGCGUCAAAGAAAAGCUCUUGUGUCGUUGAGGGGCAUUCGGAUGUAUCCGAAGAAGAAGGAUGGAUCACUAUUCCACACAAGGAACUUCCAGAUGAGUGGAAUUCUUCACCCAAUAUACAGUCACUGCGCUCCUUGGAUCGAUCAUUUGUCUUUCCUGGUGAACAAGUUCAUAUACUGGCAUGUUUGUCAGCAUCUGAUCAAGAUACAGAAACCAUCACUCCAUUCAAAGUCGCUGCUGUUAUGUGUAAAAAUGGCAUAGGACAAAGCCCUGAGAGACAGAAUGGAAACGUGAAUGACAGAAGUCAUGCGGAAGGAGAAACAAGUGCCGGUGAGCAAGUUACAGGCCAGGAAGGCGAUGACUCGUCACUACAGAAAAGUGAUCCAAAAGUCGAUGUGUCUGCUAGUGAAUCCAUUCUCAGAAUGGAGGAUCACAAAAGACAAACUGAAACAUUGUUGCAAAGAUUCAAGAACUCCCAUUUUUUUGUUAGGAUUGCGGAGUCAGAUGAGCCACUUUGGUCCAAGAAAGCUGGACAAAACCGUGAUUUAGCUGACAUUGAUGGUCAGAGCUCCAUUGGAAAUGGAACUGGAAAGGCCAAAACUCAUCUCAAUGCUCUCAUUGACAAAGGAAAUUUUGAUGCCAAUGUUGCGGGUGGAGCUGCCAGAAACAGUGUUAACUGUUGGUCUCUUUCAAAUGGAGAUAUAGUGGUACUUCUACAAGUUAAUGUUGGUACUCAUAUUCUGAGAGACCCGGUUAUUGAGAUUCUUCAGUUUGAGAAAUACCAGAUGAGAAAUCUGUGUCCAGAGAAGCCUGACGCACAGAAUUUCCCUAAUGCUGAUCCAUAUGGACAACUUUUAACGUGGUUGCUUCCUUUGGACAAUACUCUUCCUCCUCCUCCUCGUAACUUAUCCCCACCCCAAAGAGCUCCUAUUCCAGUUCUUGCUCCCACAUCUCAGAAGCCAGUGUCUUCUGGAUCACAGCUCUUCUCUCAUUUCAGAAGUUACUCUAUGUCAUCACUGCCCCAGAAUAGUAUUCCACCUCCUCAACCAGUUAAAGCCCAAAGUUCUAAACCAAACUUUGACAUUGAUGAGUGGGGAGAGUACUCAUCUCAGAAGUUGAGACAAAAUCGUCAAAAGGAUGGCGAUGGACUUCUCUCUUUCAGGGGCGUGUCAUUAGAGCGAGAAAGAUUUUCAGUACGGUGUGGUCUGGAAGGCAUGUACAUUCCAGGAAAAAGAUGGAGGAGAAAACUUGAAAUCAUUCAACCUGUAGAGAUCCAUUCCUUCGCUGCAGACUGUAAUACAGAUGACUUGCUUUGUGUUCAGAUAAAGAACAUUUCUCCAGCACACUUGCCGGAUAUAGUGGUGUAUAUAGAUGCUAUAACGAUGGUUUUCAACGAGGCUUCCAAGGAUGGCAUGCCUUUGUCGUUGCCGAUAGCAUGCAUUGAAGCUGGAGAUGAUCACUGUUUACCAAAUCUUGCCCUCAGGAGAGGUGAAGAGCAUGCUUUCAUCCUCAAACCAGCAUCAUCAAUGUGGAAAACCCCCAAGGGUCUGGGUGAAAAAACUUCAUUUUCAGCAAAUACACGCCCUUCUCAUACUUCUACUGAACGGAGAAGUAGUUAUUCAGACUCUGACAUAUAUGCUAUUAUGGUAUCUUGUCGCUGCAACUAUACUGAGUCAAGACUGUUUUUCAAGCAGCCAACUAAUUGGCGGCCACGUAUCUCUAGGGAUCUUUUGAUCUCUGUUGCACCUGAACUGUCACACCGGUCUUCUACCAAUGACAGAGUUUCCCAUCUUCCGGUUCAGGUCCUAACCCUCAGAGCCUCCAAUUUGACAGCAGAAGAUCUAACUCUAACAGUUCUUGCUCCAGCCUCGUUCACUGCUCCUCCUUCAGUUGGGUCGUUGAAUUUACCAUCAACUCCCAUGGGUGCAGCAGUUGGUUCUAUGAGAAAACAUGGUAAUAAGGUUGGGAGCAAAACGCACAGCAGGGUGGCUUCUGCACCUCCUGCGCUAGAGCAGCUGAAUGAGGGAGUAGAGCUAUCUGGUUCCCAGUCUUCGGCCAUACCUGAUGUCAUUUCAAGUACUGGUUUCGGUUGCACUCAUCUCUGGCUGCAGAGUAGAGUUCCAUUAGGCUGCGUCCCUGCAAAUUCAACAGCCACAAUCAAGCUUGAGCUACUUCCCCUGACCGAUGGUAUAAUCACACUCGAUACCUUACAAAUAGAUGUCAAGGAAAAAGGUAAUGAGAUUCUAGCAUCUGCAUCUUUGUUCUUGAUAUUCACCAAAAAGGUGUCAUUGCAAUGCUUUCAUUUCUCUUUUGUUCCCUCAGCCUGAUAAAAUCUGCCUGUGCAAUUUCUAGAUUGUUUGCAUCAAUGAGUUAAAAAUCUCCUUGCCCCAUUUCCUUAGGUCCUACCUGAUAUUUCUGGCACAGGGUAUUAUCUUUCUGUUGGUAUGGUUUCUUCGUGGGUCUUCUAUCGCUACUACCCUUGUCAACUUGAACCAAGCAAACAGCGCUGCUUACUGUGUUUUUUUGUCAUAAUAUGUUCUUUCCUGACCAACUAGGUUGAUUUCAUGAGUGCAUCGAGCCCCGAUGGGAAAUUUUUAAUGGAUGUUAGUUGAGGAGUUUAAUGUUUCCUUUAUGAGGAACUUCUCAGUCUCUGAGGUUCUUCCUACGUGCAACUUCUCCUCCAACUUGGAGCUGAAUGGCUGAACUUCUGUUGAUUAACGCGUUCCUUCCAACUUCGCUUCUUUGAAACAGGUCUAACAUACAUUCCUGAGUACUCCCUCAAGAUCAAUGCUACGUCCAGUAUUUCUACUGGCAUUGUUUAGGCAUUUUGGUUCAGUGUGUAAUAUAUGCUUGUCCCAAACUUGAUCCUUCCCUUUCGAAGGAACAUGGACCGUUGCUUGGGCUUUCCGUAGAGCGACACAAAGCAAGGGACAGAGGGAGGGAGGGAUAGUGAGAGAGAGAGAUGGCAACAACUUCAGAUUUCUUCAUCCAUCUCCACUGCACAGGAAGAUCUAUGUUAUUUUGGUUGGUUGGUUGUGUAUCAUAAAUCAGGCGUUUCCAGGAAGAGAUUUUCUUUCUCGUAUACGACGUUACAGGGGAAGUAAAAGAAAAAAAAAAAAAAAAACAGCGGCGAAGUUCAUACUGUAGAUGAUUCAAUUGUGUGAUUGUACUAAUUGGCUAAUUGGAUACCCCCUUCUGAAAUGAGUAGCGCAGAGCAUCCUACCAAGUUUUGCUCAAAAAAGAACUACGAGACUAAUGAAUUUUGAUAGCGAUUUCAGUGUC
Linum tenue is the source of this 3635-nucleotide messenger RNA. The record is from the annotation of a GenBank genome assembly. Lineage: Eukaryota; Viridiplantae; Streptophyta; Magnoliopsida; Malpighiales; Linaceae.